Molecule: messenger RNA, 1071 nt
Organism: Aphanomyces invadans
Lineage: Eukaryota; Oomycota; Saprolegniomycetes; Saprolegniales; Verrucalvaceae
Exons: 4
Coding region: 51-881 (276 amino acids)
Biological process (GO): positive regulation of ubiquitin-protein transferase activity; protein neddylation
Cellular component (GO): ubiquitin ligase complex
Molecular function (GO): cullin family protein binding; ubiquitin-like protein binding; ubiquitin conjugating enzyme binding
Source: RefSeq, a predicted model, not a curated record
CGCUGCGGUACCAAACAUCGAAAACGUUGCCCGCUACCUUGAACUGGGCGAUGGAAAGGUCCGACUUGUCGAGUCUCAAGGUGAAAGAGCUGCAGGAGUUGUGCAAGGGAGAGGGUCUUCGCGUGAACGGCAAGAAAGCCGAGCUGGUGCAACGUCUUGACAAACAUUACCAAACAGCAUCGUCAAAAACAUCGUCGAAGCGGUGCCAUGGGGACAACGGUGGCAAUGGACAGAAGAAGAUAAAAGCGUCCGAUAUAGAGGUGGCGAUAACAUCGUCUAAGUCAGGCGAAGACGGGUGGAGUGUCGAGCUGGCUCAAGUGUUCCGCGCGUACGCGGACCCAGAAAACGACGGGGUGAUGUCGGACGACGGGAUCUUUCUGCUCUGUGAGCAUUUAGGCAUUGACGCACAGGAUCCUGUCAUGCUCGCUCUGGCGUACCACAUGAACGCCAUGACAAUGAGCGAGUUUACGAAGGCCGAGUUCGUCCACGGCUUAAAGGCACUGAAAUGCCACUCCGUGAACGACCUCAAAGAAAAGCUGCCUCUUCUUCGCAAGCACCUCACGAGUGAUCGAGCGUUGUUUUCCAAGAUCUACGGGCACACAUUCAGCUUUGCCAAAGAACCCGAUCAGCGCAGCAUGGCGAUUGAUACAGCGCUCGAGUUGUGGGAGAUCCUUCUCCCGGCCCAUUUCGGUCUUCUCAAGCCGUGGCUGGCCUACGUCAAGGCGCAUCAAAAGAAUGCGAUUUCUCGCGAUGUUUGGAUGCAGUUGCUCGAGUUCUCCAACCAAGUCGCGUCGGACCUGAGCAACUACGAUGAAAACGGCGCGUGGCCAGUCUUGAUCGACGACUUUGUCGCCCACGUCCAAGGGAAGAAGCAAUCGUAGCCAUGAUUCGCCAUGUUAGAGCCACACGAACGUGAAAACUGCGGCCAGCGCCACCAACAGCACUUGUGCGUGACACGGCCACCGCUCCGACGCUACUCAAACAGGUUCAUGGCCUGCACGACAGGGAUUUACGAACAUACCAUAGCUGCAGACCAAGACGUUUUUGAUCGAACUGGCGUAUGCAUUCCCA